AUGAGCCUCAAAAUCAUCCUGGUCUGCCUAGUUUUUGGAGCGGUGUACGCUCAACAUGAACCCAGAAAAUGCCAACAAGGUCUGCCGAUGUGCAAAUUCCUGCAAUGCCUUUCGACCGAGUAUGAGGGCACGGCCACCGACCAUGUCGCGACCCUUCUGCGCAACACCAGCUGCAACGGGGAGCUGCUGCUCCCCGAUUACGAGAAACUCUGGAACGGAUGGACCGACAACGACAACCGGGACCUAUUCAAGGCAUGUGGCUUUGAGGAGCCGAAAAAUUCGACGGAAUGCCGCCCUUACGUCACCGUAUACCAAUGCGCCAUCUCGGCCGGUGCAAAGAAAUAUGGAUGCGGCGUGCAAGAUGUCCCGUUCAUCGCUCGUCUCGUUCAACUUGAGAUUGCUGCCGACACUAUGGACAAUGUUGGCGAGCCGCAUCCCUGCUUGCUGACGCUCUGGGAAUUCUUGCAGAACCUUGCAAGCAACGUGCCA
Messenger RNA from Mesorhabditis spiculigera, 489 nucleotides. The record is from the annotation of a GenBank genome assembly. NCBI's taxonomy places the organism in Eukaryota, Metazoa, Nematoda, Chromadorea, Rhabditida, Rhabditidae.